AGAGAGAAGUUACCCAAAAGCUACAAAAUUUGCGGAGACUGAAUUGAACGCAUAUCUUAGCUUGAACCAAAGAGAGAUGCUCUCUCUACAUGUCUUCCCUCCUUCAGCUUCCCUCCAAAACCCUAACUUCAACCCUACCCACUUCUCCACCCCAAUCCAAACCCCUAAUUUCACUGUCCUCAGUCUCCACUCAAUUCCGAAAACCCACUUCAAAGCCCAGAACUUUCUACGAUUUAAGCUCCCUAAUUGUAAAACCCAGCUCAGAAAACUUUCUUGCAAUGCUCUGAAAGACACCGGCGAUGAAACGAAGCCGGUUUUGGGCAGUGGGGGUGGCGAUGGUGGCGGAGGAGGCGGUGGUGAUGACGGAGGGGAUGAUGAGCAGGUGGAGAAAAAGAGUGGGCCUUUUCCGGAAUGGUUCAGUAUCACUACCGACGAUGCGAAGACUGUGUUUGCGGCGAUUGCAGUGUCGCUUGCGUUUCGGAGUUUCGUAGCUGAGCCGAGGUUCAUUCCUUCGUUGUCAAUGUAUCCGACCUUGGAUGUGGGAGAUCGAAUUGUAGCAGAAAAGGUUUCAUAUUAUUUCAGAAAGCCAUGUGCCAAUGACGUAGUUAUCUUUAAAAGUCCACCAGUCCUUCAACAAGUAGGAUAUACUGACUAUGAUGUCUUCAUUAAACGAGUUGUUGCCAAGGAAGGUGAUACUGUAGAGGUACGCAAUGGGAAGCUCAUAGUUAAUGGAGUGGAGAGAGAUGAAAAAUUCAUCCUUGAACCACCUGCAUAUGAUAUGACUCCUAUUCGUGUGCCCGAGAACUCAGUUUUCGUGAUGGGUGACAAUCGAAACAACAGCUACGACUCACACGUAUGGGGUCCAUUGCCAACCAAGAAUAUUUUGGGAAGAUCCUUGUUUCGGUAUUGGCCACCAAAAAGGAUCGGUCCCACGGUUCUUGAGACUGGCUGUGCUGCUGAUAAGCCGGAGAGUGUUCCAGCGUCUCAGCAAAAGGAAGGUCAGGAGAGCAUUCCAGCGUCUCAGGUAAAGGAAGGUCAGGAGAGCAUUCCAGCGUCUCAGCUAAAGGAAGGUGUGUCAUUGAAUUAGUAACCAUAUGAAGUUUCUUCCGGCGCUUUACUUGAAAUUGUUUCAUUUUUUGCCUUCGACCUUAUGUAACAUCUCUAUUCUAAGGAAACACGCAUACGGGCAAAUUUUUGGAAGGCCCUAGUUCUUCAUAGUUAUUGACAUUGUACAUUGCAAAGCGACGCUCGAUUUAAGUAACUUAUUCUCAUUUCAAAA
Pyrus x bretschneideri (Chinese white pear) is the source of this 1279-nucleotide messenger RNA. Its product is annotated as chloroplast processing peptidase. Lineage: Eukaryota; Viridiplantae; Streptophyta; Magnoliopsida; Rosales; Rosaceae. The transcript has 5 exons. Gene Ontology annotation, cellular component: chloroplast thylakoid membrane. The record is from RefSeq and is a predicted model, not a curated record. The coding region runs from base 77 to 1087 and encodes 336 amino acids. Gene Ontology annotation, biological process: thylakoid membrane organization. Gene Ontology annotation, molecular function: serine-type endopeptidase activity.